AUCAUAUUGUAUUUUAAAUUUUAAACUCUGUUGCAAAUAUGUCAGAUAUGUACUUCGAAAAAUAAUUUGUUACACCUUACAAUACUUGGGUAAAUUACUAAUCUAGACGAAAACUUUGUAGAUUACGAAUUUAGUACGUUUGAGCUUCAACUAGCAAGGUCUGCGUGCGCGUUUUUAAUCUAAUCUAGUGUUUGAUGUAUGAACCAUCCUUGUUUUAUUUUCGAACCGUAAAUGUGUAUCACCUUCUCUGACUGAUAAUAGUGAAUAAUGUGAUAUGAUAACAAUACCGAACAAAUAUGGAAAAUAAUCGUAGGGCUACACCAAAAUACACCUGCUACUUUUGUAAUAAAACCCUUGAAAAUGAAACGGAGGUGGGUCAUACAUCAGUGUGCGGCAGCGUUUUGGUUCCAUGCCCCAACAACUGCGGUGCUUACAUUCAAAGAAUGGCGUUGAAGAAACACAACGUCGAGUGCGUUAAUAAAACCAAUCAUACUCUGCCUAAGCAAAAAGUGAUGCGACAGCAAGUUCCAACGCAGCAAGUGCCGACACAGCAGAUUCAUCUACAGCCGGUUCCCAUACAGCCCAGUCAAAUACAGCAAACCACUUAUCAACCAGUACCGAACUAUAUGGUACAUACAGAUGAUAUCGAUGAGAUACUAAAGAAUGACAACAAGGAAGAACUCUAUAAGCUCUCUAGAAAACUUGCAGAUCUCGAAAGCCGCUUUCACUUCCAGCAAAAAAACCAAAAUCAAACGUCUGUUUCGCUACAAAACUUCGAAAAUUUAAAAACUUCCCAGCUACAGCUCAACUUAGAUAUAGAGAAGCUAAAAUACCAAACUCAAAUUGCGUACGAUUGGAGAACGAAGACUGACACAAUCAUUAGUACUUUACGACUAAAUAUAUCAAGUGUAGAGAAUUAUAAAAGGGAAAUCGAUUCGAAUUUGAUGAGUUUACAGAACAGAAUGAUGCUUAUGGAGAAAUUGCAGGACCAAAUUAGUUACCUGAAGGAUAGUUUUUUACGGGAACAAGCUUAUAACAGACAAGUCGAUAUGGAUUUCAACGAAAAACUCGAAGAAGUAAAGAAGUUGUUGGCUCAAGAGAACGCGAAGAGUGUAGCUAUACUGGGAGACCUUAAAGAUAGUGUAGAUGGUUUAAGACAAGACAUGGAAGGUGCUAAAGCCAGAUUAGAGGACCAAGGAAUUCAAUUUACAAAUAUUAUCUACGAUUUAAGAGGGGUCGGCCUAAUUGCAGAUGAAGCUAACAAGAAAAUAGAGAAGCUGGAAGAGGAUUUUACUGAAUUAAAAAAGCAAAUGACUCAGAUGAAAUUGGAUAUGGAGAUUUUAGAGAGUUUGAGUGGUUCCAGCGAUUUUAGACCAAAACCCGGGAGGUUGCUGUGGAAAAUUACCGAAGUUGAUACUAAGAUGGUGCAAGCAAAACAAUCUAAUAGUGUUAUAAAAAGUCCCAUAUUCUUUACUCAUGAAUAUGGGUAUCGUGUUCGAAUAUUAAUGUAUAUGAAUGGACUAAAAAAGUGGAAAGAUAGAUAUGCCCUGUUAUGCGUACAUGUCCUAAAGGGCGAAUAUGAUAUGGUUUUAAAUUGGCCUUGUCAUAUUGAAGGAUACGUAACGUUAAGGCCAAUAAGUGACGCAGCCGCAGUAAAACCCUUUACGAAACUCAUAACAGCCAAAAGACAAGAAGGCAACGAGGAAUGCGAAGAACCCCAAGAAUCGUCCUCGUGUUACAUCUUCAUUCCUCAUACAACAUUAUUUAAGAAUAAUUAUGUUAAGGACGACACAAUUUUCAUCGAUAUUAAAAUUAAAGAAACUAAUAAAUUGGAAACUAGUUUAUAGGAUAGGCUUAUAUAAAUGCGGAGUAUGUAGGUACCUGAUGUAUAUUUAACAUUUUUGAUUUAAAAGUUUACCUACUUUUCUCUAAGAAACACAAACUGUAUCGUGUAAUUAGAACAAUUUUAUAAAGAGAAAAGCCAAUCUAACCGAAGGUGCAAAAUAACUCUUUUAAAAAAUAUCCACUUUGGCUAUCUCUAAUAUAGGAACUUACGUUCUGCUGACGACAGCGCUGAAGCAUUUGCAGUUAAAAACUACGGUAAUAAAAUUACUUUUAGUUUGGGUAUAAUGAUUUUACGAUUUUACCGAAAAGGAGAAAAAUAAGUUAUGAUUUUGAGAAACUUGCUGGAUCAAAACGCAUGACAACUGCACUGGACAUUUUCCCUUUCUGUGAGUGCCAAUCCAUUACCGAAUGUAGGCAACCAGCAUUGCUACUCUUACUUUAUUGGUAAUAUCAGCGAAAAAAUCUGUAGUAUUUGUUUAACGGUGAUCUCAGGUUCUUUAUCCAGCAGAUUUUUUUAAGAUGCCUUUUUCCUGAUAUUCUUAUUGUAUUAUUAGUUUUAAUACUCCGUAGUUACCAUUUAUUUAAAUAUAGAAGAAUCAGUGGAAUAGAGGGUUUCGUAUGUUUUCAUUAGUUCUUUGGGCUCGCUGGACAUCCCGGGAACAUAUUGUUGUAGUUCUCUACUUUUGGUUCAAGAUGUAGCAGCUCAGAAUCUAGCAUGUCUGCAUACUUUUGCCAGUUUACCUUUGUAAAGUUAAAUCUUCUUCUGAAUGGAAUAGCUUGUGGUCUAACAAUUGGAAAGCUAUUUGUACAAUUGGUCUAUGCUGAGUUUGUGAUAUGGGGCCAUAUACUAUUUUGGUACAUCGGUCUUUGGGGUUUUUACUUGAAAAACAGAUAUCCGGGUUAUAUCCUCUUUUCCAAACUUUGCUCUGAAAAGAUGGUGAAAGUUUAGGAUCAUGGAUUAACGUGAGGCCACUCGUUUCGGCCCAUGCUUCUACUGCGUCUCCAUUUGCGCCCGAAUUUGCAUAGCCCCAGAGUAAACUGUGACUGUUAAAGUCUUUCAGUACAAGCUCAUUAGGUUGUGAUUGGAAGUUAGUUGGGGGUAAAAAAAAAAAUGGUUUGAAGGCUUGUAUACCGAGGUUAUUGUGCAUUUUCCAAUCUCGUAGUUAUUAUCUCUAUACCGUGUACAUUUGUUGUUCCCACAGAUGACAAUAUGGUUUGUGUUGUCACAAAUGCUAAAAACCACAGACCCUGAAAAAGUAAAACAAGUUAACAAAAAAAAAUAAAUAAAUAAAUGUACUACUGUAUGUAGAUCAUCAAGACAUAUUUAUAGUAAUGAAGAUUGGUUAAAAAACGUAGAGUUGUUGUACUAUAAACAAACUGUUUCGUAGUACAAGACAAAAGCACUUCGUAGACAAUUACCAAAUAAUUAAUUCUGGUACAAAUCUACUAGACCUUUAUAAGCUGGUAUACGGUUCCAGUACUCUGAAGGGGGUGUCACGAAUGAACUCGGUUACUCGGUUGAUGAUAUUACUCCACACUUUUAUUUAAUAAUUUGACAAUCCGUCCUUUCCUAUGAAUUGCAUUAUUUAAAUAUCGUGUUUGUGGAUAUUUUAGAUUCUUUUAGUCUCACAGUGCUGUUUUUGCUCACCUGGCUAGAAUAAACAUUAUAGAAUCAAGAAAGUGCUCAUGCGAUAAUAUUUCCCAGAGUGAUAAUAAUCACAUCCUCUUUAUAUAUAUUAAAACUAAAGCACUCUCAGCUACAUGUUUUGAAAACCUGGUUAAAAGUAGUGUACAACUUCCAGUAAACAUAACCCACCUACUGUCACCUGUCACUGUAUCAGAAAUCAAUGUACGAACUCAUAUGCAUCCGAUUUAUAAUAUAAAUUUGUUACAAUUAAGUGUCAAUUUAUAAGUAUAACAUAAAUUGUUCAAAAAUCUGUGGCAAAUCUGGUUGGUUUCCAUGCCAAACACAUUAUUAUUAUCAUCAUCGUCAUCAUCCCUUUAAGUCUCCCUUGAUACCAUUAGUGUAGCUGUGGGAUUAUAAGGGUAGUCUACUAUCUUCUGGAUCUACGGUAUACAAGAAAGGUAACAGGGCCAGUGUUAUACUUCAAUUUUCUAUUAUUCCCCCAGUUUUAGCCAAGUAUAACUCAGGCUGAGUUGACCUGGGAUAAAAUUAUCUAAAUGUUUUUGCCAGCGCUGUUAGACACUCUACUGCCUGAGCUACCAAAUCCGCAUUUAUAUUUUCCUGAUACGUAUUUUAUUAUUGUUUUAAAUAUUUAUUGUUGACAGACACCAAAUGUUUAUAAAUUUGUUAUAUAAAUAGGAAGAAAUGUAUUAUUUGUAAAAUAUAUGUUU
Diabrotica balteata is the source of this 4200-nucleotide messenger RNA. The record is from the annotation of a GenBank genome assembly. NCBI's taxonomy places the organism in Eukaryota, Metazoa, Arthropoda, Insecta, Coleoptera, Chrysomelidae.